Molecule: messenger RNA, 1149 nt
Organism: Micropterus dolomieu (smallmouth bass)
Lineage: Eukaryota; Metazoa; Chordata; Actinopteri; Centrarchiformes; Centrarchidae
Product: protein-lysine methyltransferase METTL21C-like
Exons: 4
Coding region: 1-1149 (382 amino acids)
Biological process (GO): peptidyl-lysine methylation
Cellular component (GO): cytoplasm; cytosol
Molecular function (GO): protein-lysine N-methyltransferase activity
Source: RefSeq, a predicted model, not a curated record
AUGAGAAGCGGAGAGGAAGACAAGGAGGAAGAUGAAGGGGGAGAUGAGGAAGAUGGGGAGGCUGAUGGGGAUGAAGAAGAUAAAAAGGAGGAAAAAGUUGAAUUAGCCGUCCAGAAGCAACAAAGCUCACCCUGGGCUCCGUGGUUCUUCUGUAGAGCGACUAAAGAGGUGCACUAUUAUGUCGGGCAGGAGAUCGUGAUCACGGAAGGUCUUGACUCCUAUGCAGGCAUGAUAUGGCCGGGGGCUCUGGCUCUCUGUCACUACCUGGACACUCAUCGUGAACAGUUGAGUCUUGUGGACAAGGCAGUCCUGGAGAUUGGGGCAGGAACUGGCCUCGUAUCUAUUGUAGCAGCGUUCCUUGGUGGCUGGGUGACAGCCACAGAUCUUCCAGUGGUCCUGAACAACCUGAGGGUCAACCUGUCCAGGAACACCAGGGGCCUCUGCAGACACACACCCCAGGUGGCAGCUCUCACCUGGGGCUACGACCUGGAGAGCACCUACCCUACAUCUGUAUACCGCUACGAUUACGUGAUGGCAGCCGAUGUGGUCUACCAUCACGACUUCCUGGAAGAGCUCCUGUUCACCAUGAAGCAUUUCUGCAAACCAGGAACGACUUUGAUCUGGGCCAACAAGGUCCGGUUUGAGUCUGAUCUGACAUUCAUGGAGAACUUUAAAAAGGCUUUUCACACAAACCUGCUGCUUGAAGAUGGAGAGAUGAAGAUCUUCAUGGCAACAUGUAGAGAAGAAGAAGGAGAAGGUGAUGUGGGGCUGGAAGAUCUGCUGAGAGAGGAGGAGGAAGGAAAGACGGAGGAGGCCGAGGCUGAGGAUGAGGAUGGGGAUGUAGAUGAGGAUGAUGAUGAUAAUGACGAUGACGGUGAGAAGAGCAAAGAAACGCUUGUGGAGGAACAAUUUGUCGAUGAAGGAAAGAUUAAAGGAAACAAAAAUGAUAACGAUGUAACAGGGGAACCUCACAUGUCAGAGCCUGAAAGAGGGGAUGAUAAGGAAGAAACAAACAAGCAUGAGUCUGAUGAAGAGAUGGAGGAGGUAAUGGUCCUCAAAGAUGACGACUGUAAAGAGGAUGAGAAGGAUAAACCAGAUGAUUCAAGUAGUAGCACCACACCCAGUAAAGCAGAGGUUACAGGUGAGUAA